AUGGCAACAAGAUCUGCCUCCAACCCCACCGGCACGCCUGCCCAAGCGACCGCCUACCUCACCUCCCUCCUCAACAAGACCCUCCACAUCCACAUCUCCGACGGCCGCAUGUUCGUCGGCCAGCUCAAGUGCACCGACAACGAGCGCAACAUCAUCCUGGCCAUGACACAUGAGUACCGCCAGCCGUCGAAGAAGGACGUUGAGAGGGCGGCGGCAGAGCAUGAGGCGAGCGAGAAGGCGGGAAAGGUUAAGGUAGACAUGAAGAAGAGGUUCGUUGGGUUGGUGGUCGUGCCGGGGAGGUAUAUUGAGAAGGUGGAAGUGGAGGGAGUGACACUACACAUUGGGGCGGCAAACGUCUUCAAGGUCAUUUCAGCUGAUCGAAGGCCGCCUAUGCCUGAUCCCCCUUCUCCACCAUCUUACCCGGACAGCAUGUCUUCUUCUACCAACGACGCUCCUCAAAACGAAGCGACUCCUCUCGAACAGUUGCAGCAAGUAAUAUCCCUCUGGUCCAAAGGUACCCAAGACCUCCGGUCUAUUUUUACCUCUGGAACUUUCACAGAAUGCGCGGAAAAGAUCCGCAAGCUGCCUCUCGCCGCUGGAGCUGAGCAGAUCCUCCGCACGUCUCCGGACUUGGAUACUCAACACGAUCUUAAGGUGAUUACAGAUCUGGCUGAGUCACUGGUCAAGCUUUCCGUGUGGCUCGAAGAGACGAGCACUGAGCUCCGGAGUAUCCGUUCCGAUCUCGAUGCUGGCGAAAAUGUUAUCAUGGCAUCGUGGAACAACAGACCGAACAUUAGUGACAGGAACCUUUUUAAAGCCGUGGAACUGACGUUUUCACUGGCAAUUAAAUUGCCAGAGCUGCAGUCGUCAUUUGACCAGGCCAUAACGAAGUGGCGGGGACUCUUGCAUGACCUCGUUGCGAAGAUGGAAUCCAUGGAACUGCAUAUGACAGAGCGGGAGGCGGUCGAGCUUAUUGUGGAUGAGAUCAUGAAUUUAGACAGCCGGUAA
Saxophila tyrrhenica is the source of this 1008-nucleotide messenger RNA. RefSeq lists its product as uncharacterized. Lineage: Eukaryota; Fungi; Ascomycota; Dothideomycetes; Mycosphaerellales; Extremaceae. The transcript is spliced from 3 exons. The record is from RefSeq and is a predicted model, not a curated record. Bases 1 to 1008 code for a protein of 335 amino acids. Gene Ontology annotation, cellular component: NatC complex.